Molecule: messenger RNA, 563 nt
Organism: Lathyrus oleraceus (garden pea)
Lineage: Eukaryota; Viridiplantae; Streptophyta; Magnoliopsida; Fabales; Fabaceae
Exons: 1
Coding region: 90-323 (77 amino acids)
Source: RefSeq, a predicted model, not a curated record
UUCUUAUAAAUAAUUUUAUCUUUUGGUCAACAAAAAAACAUAACCAACACAAACCAAUCUCAUUAGUUUCACAUUAUUGUACAACAAAUAUGUCUGACAUUGCUAUGUUAGUUGCUGAGGAGUAUGAGAGAAGGGUCAAGAGUUUAAAAACCAUUGCUGCUGCUUCCGAUGGUGGUGCUGUAAAAACAUGGGAGGUUGACAUGUCUUGGUUUUCACUAAUGGUUUCCAAGUUGAAAGAGGAGAAGAAGCAACUUGUUCAGUCUGUGUUGGAACCUAAAACACAAUUUGCUGUUGCUGCUUCUAACAGCUUCUUUUCUGCUUGAUCAAACAACUUAUUCAGUCCUGCAGCGUGUCUGAUUGUGUAAUUUGUUUUUCUUGUCUUCUAAUUUUCAUGAAGUCUUGUGUACAUAGCUAUGUUUGGAAUUUGAAUCCGAAUUAAAGGUAAUUGUUGUAACAUAGUUUCGAUCACUUGUUUAAAUGUUGGAUGUAGAGAUAAAUAUGAUUCUAGUAGAACUUGCUUCGGUUUCCUUCAAUAAAAAUUGGUUAAUGAGUUUCUUAGACUA